AUGAUGAUGGUAAUAGAAAGGCCAUCCAUUCUCCUGCUCUUGGGUUUUCUCUUAAUGCAGUUGGCCCAAUCUUCCACCACCAGCUUUACCGAUCAAGCGGCUCUCAUUGCCUUCAAAUCUAAACUCACUUCCGGUCCAAACCAAACUGUCUUGGCUGGUAACUGGUCCACAACUACAAGCUUCUGCAAUUGGAUUGGGGUCUCAUGUAGCCGGCGCAGGCAAAGAGUCACCGCUUUGAAGCUUCCCUACAUGGGGCUCCAAGGCACCCUUUCUCCACAUAUUGGUAACCUCUCUUUUCUGGUUUAUCUUAAUCUACUCAACAAUAGCUUCUUUGGUUCUCUACCUCAUGAGAUCAGUCACCUACGUCGCUUGAGAAUACUCUGGCUGUCAUACAACCUAUUGGAAGGUAGUAUCUCUCCAACUUUGGAUAAUUGCCGGAAGCUUCAACAACUACUACUUGCGGGAAACCGUCUUACGGGCACCAUUCCAUUAACACUCGCCAACAUAUCGUCGUUAGAGAUCUUGAAUUUGGGAUUCAACAGCCUCACUGGUCCAUUUCCUUUUCUCAUCUUUAACAUGUCCUCUCUAACCAUAAUUCGUCUUUCUCAUAAUCAAAUCUCAGGAACUCUUCCAAUGGACCUCUGCAGUCGUUGUCCUAAUCUUCAAGGGCUUUAUCUUUCAGACAACGAAUUUAGUGGUCGGCUCCCUUCACAAAUGAAUCACUGUAGAGAGCUUGAACUCUUAUCCCUAUCAUACAAUAAAUUUGAAGGCAGCAUUCCAGAAGGUUUUGGAAGUUUAGAAAAGCUUGAAUUCCUAGCUCUUGGAGGUAACAACUUGACCGGUAAUAUACCUCCUACCAUAACUAACUUGUCGAGGUUAUCUAAAUUUGGCAUUGAGAGUAACAACAUUAAAGGAAGCAUUCCAAAUGGUUUAUGGCGUCUUUCAAGUCUGGAAUUUUUGAAUUUUCAAUUCAAUCAUCUCAUAGGAGGAAUCCCCCAUAACCUUUUCAACACUUCCUCUCUACAAGGAAUCAGCUUGAUAUAUAACUCCCUAUCUGGCAAUCUUCCAUCUGGUUCAGAAUUUUUCUGCCCUAGUCUUGAAUAUCUACUCCUUGGUAACAACAAAUUUAGUGGCUCCAUCCCAUCACAUCUUUCAAAUUGUUCCAACCUCAUCAAUGUAGGAAUGACUUCAAACAUAUUCUCUGGACCAAUACCAAAAAGUCUUGGACACUUAAAAUACCUCCAAAGACUAAAGCUGGAAGACAAUCAACUAACGGGAGAGCCCGAAGAUCAAGAGCUUAAUUUCCUUUCAUCUUUAUCUAAUUGUAGGGUUUUGAAAUACCUAUCCUUAUCCAUAAAUCCAUUGGAUAUUACUCUUCCGGAUUCUAUUGGAAACUUUUCAACCACCCUUAACACCGUUUUGCUAUUCGAAAGCAAAAUAAAGGGUCAGAUUCCAAUGAGUAUAGGUUUCUUAAAAAGCUUGACCUAUCUUGAUUUAGGCAUUAACAAUUUGUCUGGAAACAUACCAUCCACAAUUGGGGAAUUGGAGAAGUUGCAAAGAUUAUUUCUUGAAGAUAAUAAAAUUGAAGGAUUCAUUCCAGAGGAGAUAUGUCAGCUAAUGAAUUUAGGCGACUUACAUCUCUCAAGUAACAAAAUCUAUGGAUCCAUUCCAAAUUGUAUUUCGAACCUCAAUCUUUUGCAAAGGCUAAACUUGAGUUUUAAUAGGCUGGAAACAUCAAUACCAUUAACUUUAUGGAGCCUUGAAAAUCUAUUAUUUUUGGACCUAUCAUCGAAUUUCCUUGAUGGAUAUUUGUCUCCAAACAUGAAAAAAUUGGAUGCUAUUGAACACAUAGAUUUAUCUCGGAACCAAAUUAGUAGAACCAUUCCAAGCAUUAUUGGAGCUUUUGAAAGCCUACGUUAUCUUGAUUUGUCGAGGAACUCAUUUCAAGGAAACAUUCCACAAUCUUUUGGAGAUUUAAAAGGAUUGGAUAUCUUAGACGUCUCAUACAACAAUCUAUCUGGUGCAAUUCCUAAGUCUUUUGAGGCACUUUCGCAGCUCAAAUAUUUGAAUGUGUCUUUUAACAAGCUAUCAGGAGAGAUACCAUCUAGUGGGCCUUUUGCAAACUUCACAGCAAAAUCAUUUUCAGGAAACAAGGCGCUUUGUGGGAAUCCAAUUUUUGGAGUUCUACCUUGUCCAAGCUCAGGCUCUAAAAGAUCAAAGGUGAAACAAAGUCUGCUCAAAUAUUUUCUUCCUACCAUUGCUUUGGUCAUACUCUGUCUAGCAUUGGUUUAUAUGCUGAGAAGACAUCGAGAAAGUAACUUGCAGGUUCCAAGUUUAUUUAAUACGUUGCCUGCAUUUGAGCAUAAAAUGAUAUCAUAUCAAGAGCUUUGCCAAGGGACAAACAACUUUUGUGAAAGUAACUUGCUUGGAACCGGAGGUUUUGGUUCUGUGUACAAAGGGGUGCUCUUGGACGGGACAAUCGUUGCUAUUAAAGUUCUAAAUUUACAAUUGUCGAGUGCUUUCAAAAGUUUCGAUGCAGAAUGCAAGGUUUUACAGACAAUCCGACAUAGGAAUCUCGUUAAGGUCAUAAGCACUUGCUCCAACCCUGAGUUUAGAGCUUUAGUACUGCAAUACAUGCUGAACGGUAGCCUUGAAAGGUGGUUAUAUUCUUAUAACUACUGCUUGAAUCUUCUUCAACGAGUAAAUAUUAUGAUUGAUGUUGCAUCGGCGUUGGACUAUCUCCACUACGGUCUAUCUGAAUCUGUGGUGCACUGUGAUUUGAAGCCUAGCAAUAUUUUUCUAGAUGAGGACAUGGUUGCACACGUGGGUGACUUUGGCAUUGCAAAGAUUUUGGUUGAGAACAAGGAUGCUACACAAACCAAAACUCUUGGUACACUUGGCUACAUCGCACCAGAAUAUGGUUUUGAAGGAAAAGUGUCCAUCAAAGGCGAUGUUUAUAGCUACGGUAUAAUAUUGUUGGAGAUGAUCACAAGAAAGAAACCUACCGACGACAUGUUUGUAGGAGAAUUGACGUUGAAGCGAUGGGUAAACGCAUCACGUCCUGAUAAAAUGAUGGAAGUUGUGGAUGAAGGUUUAUUGAGAACAGAAAACGGAAGAGAUACAACCAUCAUGCAAAGCGUUCUUUUAUCCAUUAUGAAAUUAGGCUUAAAGUGUUCUGGAGAGUUACCAGAUGAAAGAAUGAAUAUCAAAGAUGUGCUUGUGAAGCUUCAAAAAAUUAAACUGACACUUUCUGAAAAUAGAAAUUAGGGCUUCAAAUAUCUUCUAUCUAAAUCUUAUAUGGUUUGUCUUUUUUAUUUCUUAA
Messenger RNA from Alnus glutinosa, 3322 nucleotides. Its product is annotated as putative receptor-like protein kinase At3g47110. The coding region runs from base 1 to 3267 and encodes 1088 amino acids. The transcript has 2 exons. The record is from RefSeq and is a predicted model, not a curated record. Gene Ontology annotation, biological process: protein phosphorylation. Gene Ontology annotation, molecular function: ATP binding; protein binding; protein kinase activity. Lineage: Eukaryota; Viridiplantae; Streptophyta; Magnoliopsida; Fagales; Betulaceae.